Protobothrops mucrosquamatus (brown spotted pit viper) is the source of this 1764-nucleotide messenger RNA. Its product is annotated as cytochrome P450 2K6-like. The record is from RefSeq and is a predicted model, not a curated record. Lineage: Eukaryota; Metazoa; Chordata; Lepidosauria; Squamata; Viperidae. Gene Ontology annotation, biological process: DNA integration; xenobiotic metabolic process. Gene Ontology annotation, cellular component: cytoplasm; intracellular membrane-bounded organelle. Gene Ontology annotation, molecular function: iron ion binding; oxidoreductase activity, acting on paired donors, with incorporation or reduction of molecular oxygen, reduced flavin or flavoprotein as one donor, and incorporation of one atom of oxygen; nucleic acid binding. The transcript has 11 exons. The coding region runs from base 1 to 1764 and encodes 587 amino acids.
AUGAAGGCACUUGCGAGAAGCUACCUAUGGUGGCCAGGGUUGGAUAAGGAUAUAGAAGAUCAAGUUAAAGGAUGCCAAGUUUGCCAGCAGACCAGAUCUGAGAUGCCACAAGCCCCAGUACAUCGCUGGGAGACCACGCAGACCCCUUGGUCUAGGAUUCACGUAGACUAUGCUGGACCUUUCCAAGGACAGGUGUUCCUCAUUGUAGUGGACAGUCACUCAAAGUGGCUUGAGGUAGCACCUGUCCCUACCAGGACCAUCCAGAAACUGCGCAGAAUCUUUGCCACACAUGGCUUACCUGAUGUAAUUGUAUCAGAUAAUGGGGCACAAUUUACUGCUGCUGAAUUUCAGUCAUUUCUAAGGUCUAAUAUGAUUAGACAUGCCACCUCUGCCCCAUUUCACCUGGCCUCUAAUGGUCAAGCGGAGAGGAUGGGAAUGCAGAUUGUUCCAUUGCUGUCAUCAGAGUUCCAUGAUGAAUCCCACUGGGAGAAACCCUAUGAAUUCUAUCCUGAGCAUUUUCUUGAUGCUGAAGGAAAAUUUGUGAAAAGAGAUGCGUUUAUGCCUUUCUCUGCAGGCUGGACACCAAAGGCAGAAGAUAAAGAAAAUGAAGUGGAAAUCCUUAGCACAAACUUUGAAAAGCCUCUCGUUUUCACUUCAGGUCUUGUUUUUGCUCAUGGCGAGAACUGGAAAGUGAUGCGACGGUUCACAUUAUCCACAUUACGGGAAUACGGAAUGGGAAGGAAGACCAUUGAAGACAAAAUCACAGAAGAGUGUAGUGUCUUAACAAAGACAAUGGAGACUUAUGCAGGAAAACCCUUUGACAUCACAACAAUUCUGACUGCUGCUGUUUCUAACAUCAUUAUUUCUAUCCUACUCGGGAAACGCUAUGAAUAUGAAGAUGCCAAAUUUCUACAACUACUGAAGGCAAACAGUGAAAAUAUUCAGCUUUCAGGAAGCCCUGCUAUAUUGCUAUAUAAUUUGUUUCCCAUGUUGGGGUUCCUUUUGGCUACUCCUAAAUCAAUGAUAAAGAAUCAGAGUAAACUUCAUGAUUUCAUACAGACCAUCCUCAAACAAUAUUUACAAGAUCUUGAUGAAAAUGACCAGAGCAAUUUGAUUGAAUCAUUUCUUGUUCGGCAAAGAGAAGAGAAUAUGAAGAUGAAAAAUGAUGGAUAUUUCCGUAAUGAAAACCUUAUAGGUCUCGUAGAUGACUUAUUUGGUGCUGGUACAGAAACAAUAGCAAACACUAUGUGCUGGGCCAUACUCCUAAUGAUGAAGUAUCCAGAAAUUCAGAGUAAAGUCCAAGAAGAAAUUGCAAAAGAGAUUGGCGACCUCCAGCCAACGACAGAAGACAGAGCAAAAAUGCCUCAUACCGAUGCCGUAAUUCAUGAAAUUCAAAGGUUUGCUGACAUUGUUCCCACCAAUUUGCCACAUGCAACCACCAUGGAUGUAACUUUCAAGGGUUUCUUCAUCCCCAAGGGCAUGUACAUCAUUCCAUUACUGACUUCUGUGCUCCAUGAUGAAUCUCAGUGGGAGAAGCCUCAUGACUUCUAUCCUGAGCAUUUUCUUGACUCUGAAGGAAAAUUUGUGAAAAGGGAUGCAUUCAUGCCAUUUUCCGCAGGUCGGAGAAUAUGUGCUGGUGAGAACCUUGCCAAAAUGGAGCUCUUCCUCUUCUUCACCACCUCUUCUGCUUCCCCCCAAGACUUGGCCAUCAGAGCUUUUAUGGCCCCAGGUUCCUUGCUGAUUCCAAAUGCCAGUUUGGUAUGA